Molecule: messenger RNA, 2339 nt
Organism: Lingula anatina
Lineage: Eukaryota; Metazoa; Brachiopoda; Lingulata; Lingulida; Lingulidae
Product: E3 ubiquitin-protein ligase TRIM56-like
Molecular function (GO): zinc ion binding
Source: RefSeq, a predicted model, not a curated record
UAUGUUUACCUGCAUGAAGGUCGCGAUAGAUGGGAAAGCCAAACCUACGAGUCGAACACAUUUCGUCACAGCCCAGUGUGAAAGAUAUUGGUCCCAGGAACCAUGUCUCUGUCCAAGAUCCUAACGGAUGAUUACCUAACAUGCAGCAUUUGCCUUGAAAAGUUCAAAGAUCCCAAGGUCCUCGGCUGUGCACAUACCUUUUGCCAACAUUGCCUCCAAGACCAUUUGGACAGAAAUUUCCAAGGUCAGAGUGGCUUCCCUUGUCCUAUCUGUAGACGUCAGUGUGACCUCCCUGUGGGCGGUGUAAGAGAUUUACAAACAAAUCAUCUUCUGGUCAGCAUAUUACACACGAUUGAUCAAGUAGAACAAGCCAAGGCUGCCAAGAAGUGUGAGGUAUGUUGUCUGAAAAAUGUACGCAAUCCACCACCCGCCACAAAACGCUGUUUGGAUUGCAAUGAAAGUAUGUGUGGAGAAUGUUCUUCAGACCAUGUUCUUCAUAAGUUAAACCGUGACCACAAAUUGUUUCCCGUCGACCAGUUUGACAGCGACGAAUACGUGACAGAGCUGCGUGCCCGACAAAACAUCCUUUGUGACCAUAACAACAAGGAUCCCGUAGAAAUCUUCUGCCCGAGUUGUAAAAAGUUCAUCUGCGUCGGUUGUAUGGUUCUAGAACACAAGGAUCAUGACUGCCUAAGAAUCAACAUUGCUGCUGACAAACGCAAGGAAAAACUAGAACUCGACAUAAAACCUAUCGAGAAGAAAAUUCUACUCUACGAUCAGUUUAAAAUCGCUGCUGAAGACCAGAAAGCGUCAGUAGAACAGGGAAGAAAGGAGGCAAAGAAUCAAGUUAACAACCAGGUAGAGCUAGUUAUUAAGGUGGCCCGUCAACGCGCUGCUGAUCUUCUGGAAGAAAUAGAUGCCAAGUCAGACGCCAAACUAGAAGUUUUAGAUGGUUUAAUCGCAACUGCUACCGCCGAUCAAAACCAACUGGACGACGUUGUAGACUUCUCCAGAAAGCUCAUAAACCAUGGGAACGACAUAGAUGUCCUGCAAAUGGCCCCCGCCUGUGAGCAAAGCAGCGAGAGCGUUCAUACUCUCGACAUCCCGACCCUGCCUGCAGCCAUGACCCAGCUACAGCUUAUCACCAAAGACAUGGAGGAGUGUGUUACCAAUAUCAACCGUUGCCUUGGAGACGUGGUUCCUGUCGUGAGUGGAAGACUGGUGACAUCAUUUAAAGUAGAAUUGGCUAAGUCUCCUGAGGAGGUGCUCAGUCACGUGACUACUGAUUCUGAUGGUGAUAUCCUUAUUGGUAUUUGGUGUCAGAAUGACAUGUCACGGAAUAGAAUCCACAUCUACGAUACCAACUUUGUCCUACAGGGCACAAUUCCAAAUCCAAGAGCAGCAGAAAAGUAUGCCUUUGCCGGGAUUGCCAUUGAUGAUGACGGUAACAUCGUCACUAGAUGUCUUGGAUCAAAUGAAAUCAUUAUCUACACCAAGACAGGAAACCACGUGAAAACAUUCCACAGUGAGUUACCAGAAGCUAUAGCGGUCAACAGCAAGGGUCACUAUGUUAUAGCUGGUAACAGUACUCUGACUGUGCACCACAAGGAUGGCAAGGUCUUGAAGAAGACACCAGACCCAGAGAGUAAAUGUGUCAAAUACAUCCAAUGUAACGUGAAUGAUCAGGUUAUCGUCACAGAUCAAGGAAAUGAUCACAUCCGUGUAUACGAUUCCACUCUCCAGCUUAAAUACAGAUACGGUACCCAGGGUGAUGGGGACGGACAGGUGAAGGGUCCAGGUGGCACGUGCUGCUUGGAUAAUGAAGACAUUAUUUUAAUAGACCUCAACAACCAUCGUCUACACUUAGUUUCUCAAGAUGGAAAGUUCAAGCAAUUUCUUUUAAGCCAAGAAAAUGGACUUAACUGGCCGAGAGAUGUUGCUAUAAAUCGUCUCGGACAAUUGGUCGUUGGGGAAAAGACAGGCGAGAUUAAAGUCUAUCAAUUAUGACUUAUUAUACCAAGCUACCAAUGGACUAUGAAAACAUUACGUUUUUAAAAAUAGGCAUUUUAACAUGUAGUUAGUUAGCAGGGUCGAGUAGCUCAUGUUUCAAAUGGUUCAUGAACGUUUUGUUUCAGUAACGAUAUUUCGGCAUAUUCGUUGCACAUACACGCAAGGGGGAGAUUGUUAGCUGUGACUAAACAGUCACACGGCAGAAUAUGAAGUAUUUGUGUGCAACGUAUAUUGUUAUAAUUCAAACAAUUACUGUAGGUUGAUUAUAAUGGGACGUCCUGAUUGAAAAUGAAAGUGUUGUUGUAAAGUUUUAGAAUUCGAGGACGAAU